AUGGCCGCGCAAUCGUUCCCUAGCCCCUACGAUUACAUCCAGGGACUACGAGGAGUUAACAGCACCUUUCUCACGGAACAGCAUGUUCCUGGUGCCGAUCUCACAGGCAAAUGGAUCAUCAUAUCAGGUUCUAAUCAUGGCGUCGGCUUUGAAGCGGCGAAAUCUCUUGCAGCAAUGGGCGCAAAUAUGAUUCUGGCCUGUCGUGAGCCCCCAGCGUGGGAACUUCAUCCGACCACGGCUGUGAAACAAUGCCAGGCUCUCUCCGAGGCGCAGGGCCAUUCGUCAACUAUUGAAUGGUGGGAAGUUGACAUGGCAGAUCUCGACAGUGUCGAGGCUUUGAGUCGAAGGUGGAUAGAAUGCGACCGCGCCUUGGAUAUACUUUGCAACAAUGCUGGACUUGUCUCUGAAUCGCAGAGCAGCAUGACGAAGGACGGCUUUCAGUUGGUCCAUCAAGUCAAUUUUCUAUCCCACGUUCUGUUGACGCUUCGUCUACUUCCAUCCUUGGCUCGUAGUGCAGAGCCUCGAAUUAUCUGUACAACUUCAUGCAUCCACCAUCUCGGACUCUUUGACAUUGACCAUUUCAAUGGUGGGCCGAAUAUGAAAGGCAACGAUUAUAAGAACAACAAACUCUACUACCAGACGUGGGUUACAGAGCUGCAAUCUCGAUUUCUCAAACAUCCAGAGUAUCUCCACAUCACAGUCAAUGGUGUCAACCCCGGAUUUGUUGCGUCAGGGAUCUGGAAGCCCCUAAUAGCCACCGAGAAUAUUCCUACCAGGAUUCUAAAUCUCCUCUUGCGAUUCGUCGCGAUUACACCGCAGCAAGGGAGCUUGGCCAUCACCCAUGCAGCCACCUGUCCGGAGUUCGGACCAGAUCCCCAGAAGCAAGGUGUCGGUCAUCCAAAUGGACGGGGUGGAGGUAAAUAUAUCAAUCGCAUUUGGGAAGCGCCGCCCAAAUUCCAUUGCAACGAUCCGGAGGCUCGAUCCAGACUGUGGACCAAACUAGACGAGGAGCUUCAUCUUCAAGAAAAGGGGCUUCUCGCGAUCCUCGGUCUUUAG
Molecule: messenger RNA, 1056 nt
Organism: Penicillium cataractarum
Lineage: Eukaryota; Fungi; Ascomycota; Eurotiomycetes; Eurotiales; Aspergillaceae
Exons: 2
Coding region: 1-1056 (351 amino acids)
Source: RefSeq, a predicted model, not a curated record